Messenger RNA from Hylaeus volcanicus, 5042 nucleotides. Its product is annotated as endoplasmic reticulum metallopeptidase 1-like. Gene Ontology annotation, biological process: proteolysis. Gene Ontology annotation, molecular function: metalloexopeptidase activity. The record is from RefSeq and is a predicted model, not a curated record. NCBI's taxonomy places the organism in Eukaryota, Metazoa, Arthropoda, Insecta, Hymenoptera, Colletidae. The transcript has 14 exons. The coding region runs from base 587 to 3235 and encodes 882 amino acids.
AUGUUACCUAAGGCUAUAUGUGAAUAUAUGAACGGAGCAUUUCGUCGAAGGCAAGCUCCUUUGAAUGAUCCUCUAUUUCACGAUCUCUAUUGUAAUAAACAUCCCGUUUUUACCAACGUACCUUGAUAGUCCAAAUAUAAAUGCAGAGAUUUGAAGUUCGUGUUAUCUGGUAUCGGGUAAAUGAUAAUUUACAUGAAUCUUUAUUCAGAAGGUGUGAUACACGGAUGUAAUGGUAGUGACACGCCAACAUAGCUCGGAAUUAUGUAAAGAGAAACGUGGCAUCAUUUAUGAAUAUUCGUAACUAUUAAAUAAGAAAUAGAAAUAACGAUAGGUGGACAUCACCCACGUUCAUACGUUCCAUGUAUUAAAUUAUUGCUCGAUAUUAUCUUUGACCAAAAAUACCUGAUAACGAUACAUAAAUAACACUUAUUUUCAAAAAACAUCGGAAAUUCCAUUCCCACGAGGUGUACUUUGCUCUAUGAGUCUAUGUGUGCCAAGAAAACCAAUCUGUUCUUGACCAUUUGUUCAAUUCUAAUAUAAACGUUUCAUUAUUUAUUAAAGUGCCUUUUACCUUCUAACUCAGACAAUGAGAGAUGGAAUCAGAUUACGUCAGCACAUCACAAAAAGAGCCUCUGGCGAUGUAUCAUAUGAGGAAAAAACUUUUACAAAAAAGAAAGACACACUGCCGAAUGAAACGCAACAUUUACUUUUCCUAUUUACAUUUUUCCUUUUCGUGUCCAUUGUAAUGAUAGUAUUCGAGAAGAAGUUACCCGAACCACUAACGAUAAAUAAAGAGAGACUAUAUCCGGGAAGGUUUAUAGCAGAGAGAGCUCACAAUCAUCUUGUGAACCUUACGUCCAUUGGGCCACGAAUUGUUGGAAGUUACGAAAACGAAGUUUUGGCUGUUAAAUAUUUAACAAACAUUAUUGAUAAUAUAGUUAAGGAUGCUAACGAGAAUCAUAAGAUUCUAGUCAAUGUAACCAAACAUAGCGGAGCUUUUCCAUUAACAUUUCUGGAUGGAAUGACAAACGUUUAUAAAAAUGUGCAAAACGUCAUUGUUAAAAUUGGUCCACACAGGCCUACCCAGAGCAGUUUGCUAUUAAAUUGUCACUUUGAUACUUUUCCUGAUAGUCCUGGUGGAUCAGACGAUGGAGCAGGUUGUGCUGUGAUGUUAGAAAUUGUACGUGUGAUUGCUCAUAGUUCAAAAUUAUUGAAGCAUAGUAUUAUAUUUUUAUUUAAUGGUGCAGAAGAAAAUUUAUUACAGGCUUCCCAUGGCUUUAUAACGCAACAUCCUUGGGCAAAGGAAGUGCGUGCAUUUAUAAAUUUAGAAGCCUGUGGCGCAGGCGGGCGCGAAUUAUUAUUUCAGGCUGGACCUGAUAGUUCUUGGAUGCUUCAGGUAUACUCUAAGUAUGUUCCCUAUCCCUACGCGUCGUCCUUAGCUCAAGAAAUAUUUGAAAGUGGUAUCGUACCUGGUGACACCGAUUUUCGAAUAUUUAGAGAUUUUGGAAAUGUUUCUGGUCUCGAUUUUGCUUGGGCAACCAAUGGUUACGUCUAUCACACGAAAUUCGAUAAUAUCGAUCAAAUACCGUUAGGAUCUUUGCAGAGGACUGGGGACAAUAUUCUUGCUCUAUUGCAAGGAAUAAUAUUGGAUAAUUAUUUAUCCGAAGCUGCAGUUCAAGAGAACGCAGGGAAUCUCGUGUUCUUCGAUUUCCUAGGCUUAUUUGUUGUUAGCUGGCCACAGUAUAUGUCGAGUACAAUUAAUGUCGUUAGCAUAAUCGCUGGCGUAUAUUCUAUAUAUCUAAAUGCACAAAGUGCACGGAAAGAUGUAAAGAGAUCGGUAUACUUAAAGCAUUUAUUACUGUGUACCGGAGCAAUAACCGUUUCAUGGCUGGUGUGCAUAAUUUCGUGCACUCUGGUUGCACUUGUUCUUACCAAACUUGGAAAAGUUAUGAGUUGGUACGCAAGACCAGCGUGGUUGUUUUUCCUUUACGUAUGCCCAACCAUUUUCGUGUCGAUGAUGUUCUUCUUGUACAUGGGAUCACGUCAGAGAAAGGAAGUUAAAUCCACGUGGAUUUUAUACCAAAUAUACUGUGAUGCAUAUUCUAUGAUAUGGAUGUCUAUUCUCUUUUGUUGCGUUGUAUUUGAAAUACGAUCUGGGUUUAUACCGCUACACUGGGUACUAUUUCCUACGCUCGGAAAUUUACUGCGAUAUAAUUUUUUCAAUAAAUGGAGAGGCUGGAAGUGGCUGUUGUAUUACUUAGCUACCAUGUCAUUACCUUACGUCCAAUCGUUUUCCCUAAUAAUCGGAGUUCUCUAUCUUUUCGUUCCCAUAAUGGGACGAUCCGGUAGCAGUAUAAAUUCGGAGGUUGUCAUGGCUAAUACGCUGUCCAUACUGUUUUGCCUCCUACUUAGUUUCACGUUACCAAUCGUACUUCUAAUUAAAAACGCAGAACGUAUUCUAAGCGUGUUACUCGGGAUAUUCUUGAUAACUAUAGCUGUGUUAAUUUUGACUCCGCUCGGAUUUCCUUACAGCGGUGAUUUGUCAUCGCUGGCGCCAGAACGAUUCAUGAUCGCGCACACACAAAGACAAUACUACGACGUUCAUGGUAACUUACGGUAUUCUGGAACUGGAUAUUGGAUAGCAGAUUUAGAUAUGAAUAGUCCACACAGCGUGGAAGCUAUGGUACCUGAGAUAAGUGCUGCAACACCAACAGUGAAAGAUUGCGAGCAAGAGUUGUAUUGUGGUUUGCCAUACUUCAUGCCGGUUACAACCUUCUUAUGGAAAACAAGUUGGAUUCCGGGUCCUGCACCACUUAUUACAACUCCGACGCAGUUGGACCUUGUUUCGAAGACCACGAAACAGAACGUUGUCAGUUUUACGUUCAAUGUUACAGGUCCCGAUCAUAUAAGCAUAAUCCUGUCUCCAUACAAAGGGGUUCGCUUAGAAAGGUGGUCUAUUUUAGAAGGCAAAGCAUUGCAAGGACCUAAGUGGAACGACAGGGAAACAUACUUCGUUUAUUAUUCCUGCGCAUCUGACUGUACUCCUUAUACAUUUUCCCUGGAAUUGAACGUGCCGACUACGCAAAAGACACCGUGCUUAUCGGUAGCACUGGGAGGUCAUUUCUUGCAUGGGGAACAUAAGAAAUCUUUGAGAUUUAGACGAUUCUUGUCUCAGUUUCCAUCUUGGACAGUGGUCACUUCGUGGACAGCGACAUACACAUCUUGGCAAUUCUAGCAUGCGACAUCGAGUAAUGGUUAUUCUAAGUUGAAUGCGUUUGCAUCGAAAUAGUCAGUGAGGGCCUAAUGGAAACGGCGCGGUACUAGCAUAACUAUCAAUACUUUUCAAAGCCAUACAAAAUAACAUUGAGAUCUAUAAGCUUAAGACUUAGGGUAAUUCCGUAUUAUAUGCUGAAUUUCUUGCAAUUGCAAUACGGUAAGGUACAUCGAUCAUCAUUAAAUGAAAAUAUUAAGGAAUGAGAUGUUUGUCAUUCUAUUUAUAUAAAUUUUUUACUAGUAAUAUUAUUGGUAUAGAGACAUUUUUAGAGUAGUCUUAAGACGUUGCCUUCGAGGUGAAGACGCGACGAGUACUUGGAAUAACAUUUAACCUAUAAAAUUGAAAUUUCACUAAUUACAGUUAUCUAUUGUAGAGAUACAGUAUGGUGUAGCAUAUCAAUUGUAUGCCUUAGAGUAUAAUUACGGCUACGUUUAAUUUUUAAACGCUAGAAAGGUAAUACUUGUUACAGACCAAUUAAUCUGUAAUAGCGGAAUAGGGGAUUAUAAAGAUUUAUAGGUCGGAUAUCUAUCGUUGUACGACGAUUGUCUUUUUAUCUUGUUAUCUCAGUAAUAGAGAGUACAUUUUUGAAUAAUUAUUCCGUUUAUUUAAUGGACAAAUUAACAUGCACGUACGCAUUUUAUAAAUUAAGAACAGUGAUAUAACAUACAAAGCUUAAAAGCACAAAUGUAACAGUCUGCUUUACGAACGUACUAAAAUAAUUGUAAUAACCGUUUACGUUAGCGUAACUUUUGUUUUAACAUAGUAAUUUCUAACUUCGCCACAAUCGCACUGUUUAAUUAUUGCAUACAUGUACAUUUCACAAGUGUCGUUUCAUUUUAUUUAAUUUUUUAUAUAGUUUCUUAUAUGUUAUUAUGGUUGUUAUUCCAAGGAGACUGAACUUUGUUUAGGUUUUAAUGUUACUAGUGACUGUUGAUUUAUGAUAACGAAUGUAUGCAAUAGUUACAAAUUAAUUACUAGUUAAUUUAUUGUCUAAUGGUUCACGAUUCAAUUUUUCCAGUAGAUUAACAACGUACAGUCUACUGUAUCCAGAAGGUAUCUCUAACAAAAAUACGACUUCAAAGUUAAUGCAAUUUAGUUGAAAUAUUUAUCGAAACGCUACACAUUUGAAUCUAAUGAUAAGAAAAUUUUGCCAAUAUCGAUAGCCAAUUAUGUAACCACAAGUAAGUCCAAAGUAUUAAUAGAGCAUAAUAGAAAUAAUUUAACCAAAUUUGACAGAUAACAAGUCAAAUUUGAUUGAAAAUUCAAUUAUUUACUAAUUUUGAAUUUUCAUUAACACUUCUGAUUCUUUGCGAUUUACUUGUACAUAACUACGACAUUUUGUUAACCGAAUUCUUUUACACCGCACCACGUGUUCAACGUAUAUUGCCCAAAAUGCUUUCAUUGCACAAAUUUUAUUACGAUUGUACUUAAUGCUGCACAAUGUUAAGCACAUAAAUUAAUUUUCCUUAGAUACUUUAGUUUCGAGACGAAUUCAUAGCAGACGAAACGUCUACGUGGUAUAUUAACUUACAAAGACAGGUAUUCGUCACUCGAAACGUCGGUAUCAACAUAUCUACUGUUAUUAAGUUAAGUUUUAAAAAAGAAAACUGAUAAUGGUGAUACCUGUCUAAAUAAUUUUGUUAUCGCUCAGUUCUACGAGUUUAUUGAGUUACCUACAUAUUCCUGCUUGUAUGUUAUUGUUAUUUAGUGGUUGUUACUAAACGAGUAAAGGUUAAUACGAACGAUAAAUAAAAGAGUUGAGAAUUGA